Molecule: messenger RNA, 7452 nt
Organism: Polyodon spathula (Mississippi paddlefish)
Lineage: Eukaryota; Metazoa; Chordata; Actinopteri; Acipenseriformes; Polyodontidae
Product: myosin-9-like
Exons: 31
Coding region: 101-4888 (1595 amino acids)
Cellular component (GO): myosin complex
Molecular function (GO): protein binding; cytoskeletal motor activity; ATP binding
Source: RefSeq, a predicted model, not a curated record
ACUCUGUCUCUGUCUCUCAGGUCUGUUGAAGGUGGUGUCGGGGGUUCUUCAGUUGGGAAACAUUAACUUCAAGAAGGAGAGAAACACUGACCAGGCCAGCAUGCCUGACAACACUGCUGCUCAGAAGCUGUGUCACCUCCUGGGGAUGAACGUGACGGAUUUCAGCCGCGCGAUCCUGUCCCCGCGGAUCAAGGUGGGCCGGGACUACGUGCAGAAGGCUCAGACGAAGGAGCAAGCGGACUUCGCGGUGGAGGCCCUGGCCAAGGCCACCUAUGAGAGGCUGUUCCGCUGGCUGGUCCUGAGGAUCAACAAAGCCCUGGACAAGACCAAGAGGCAGGGAGCCUCCUUCAUUGGGAUCCUGGACAUUGCCGGCUUCGAGAUCUUCGAGCUGAACUCCUUCGAGCAGCUCUGCAUCAACUACACCAACGAGAAGCUGCAGCAGCUCUUCAACCACACCAUGUUCAUCCUGGAGCAGGAGGAGUACCAGCGAGAGGGCAUCGAGUGGAGCUUCAUCGACUUCGGACUGGACCUGCAGCCCUGCAUCGACCUCAUAGAGAAACCAGCCAGCCCCCCUGGAGUCCUGGCUCUGCUGGAUGAGGAGUGCUGGUUCCCCAAAGCCACGGACAAGACCUUCGUCGAGAAGGUUGUCCAGGAGCAGGGAACGCACCCCAAGUUCCAGAAACCCAAACAGCUGAAGGACAAGGCGGACUUCUGCAUCAUCCACUAUGCGGGCAAGGUGGAUUACAAAGCUGAUGACUGGCUCACUAAGAACAUGGACCCCCUCAACGACAACGUGGCCACUCUGCUCAACCAGUCCACGGACAAGUUCGUCUCGGAGCUCUGGAAGGAUGUGGACCGGAUCGUGGGUCUGGAUCAGGUGGCCGGGAUUUCGGAGACCCUGCCGGGAGCGUUCCGAACCCGCAAGGGGAUGUUCCGGACCGUGGGGCAGCUCUACAAGGAGCAGCUCUCCAAACUGAUGCUGACGCUGAGAAACACCAACCCCAACUUCGUACGCUGCAUCAUCCCCAACCACGAGAAGAAGGCCGGGAAGCUGGACUCUCACUUGGUUCUGGAUCAGCUCCGAUGCAACGGAGUUCUGGAGGGAAUCCGGAUCUGUAGACAAGGAUUCCCGAACAGGAUCAUCUUCCAGGAGUUCAGACAGAGAUACGAGAUCCUGACUCCCAGUGCCAUUCCUAAAGGAUUCAUGGAUGGGAAGCAGGCUUGCGUUCUCAUGAUCAAAGCCCUGGAGCUGGAUCCCAAUCUGUACCGGAUCGGACAGAGCAAGGUGUUUUUCCGCGCGGGGGUCCUGGCUCACCUGGAGGAGGAGAGAGACAUGAAGAUCACAGACGUGAUCAUCGGCUUCCAGGCGUGGUGCCGUGGAUACGUGGCACGCAGGGCCUUUGUGAAGCGACAGCAGCAGCUCACAGCCAUGAAGGUGAUCCAGAGGAACUGCGCCGCCUACCUGAAACUGCGCAACUGGCAGUGGUGGAGACUGUUCACCAAGGUGAAGCCGCUGCUGCAGGUCAGCAGGCAGGAGGAGGAGAUGCUGGCGAAGGACGAGGAACUGAUGAAAACCAGAGAGAGGCAGCAGAAGGCUGAGGAGCUGCUGACUGAGAUGGAGAGCAAGCAGCAGCAGCUGUGUGCAGAGAAGCUGCAGCUGCAGGAGCAGUUGCAGGCGGAGACAGAGCUGUGCGCCGAGGCGGAGGAAAUGAGGUCACGGCUGGCGGCCAAGAAGCAGGAACUGGAGGAGAUUCUGCACGACCUGGAGGCGCGGGUGGAGGAAGAGGAAGAGCGAGCGCAGCAGCUGCAGAACGAAAAGAAAAAGAUGCAGCAGAACAUCAUUGACCUCGAGGCUCAGCUGGAUGAGGAAGAAGCCGCUCGUCAGAAGCUGCAGCUGGAGAAAGUGACGACCGAGGCCAAGAUGAAGAAGAUCGAGGAGGACGUGAUCGUGCUAGAGGACCAGAACAACAAACUGGCCAAGGAGAAGAAGCUUCUGGAGGAGAGGGUUUCUGAGUUCACCACAAACCUGGCCGAGGAGGAGGAGAAAUCGAAGAGCCUCGCCAAGCUGAAGAACAAGCACGAGACCAUGAUCACAGAGCUGGAGGACCGUCUGCGGCGCGAGGAGAAGCAGAGGCAGGAGCUGGAGAAGACGAGGCGCAAGCUGGAGGGAGACUCCACCGACCUGCACGACCAGAUCACAGAGCUGCAGGCGCAGAUUGCUGAGCUCCGACUGCAGCUCGCCAAGAAGGAAGAGGAGCUGCAGGCAGCGCUGGCCAGGAUCGAGGAGGAGGCCUCUCAGAAGAACGUGGCUCAGAAGAAGGUUCGAGAGCUCGAGUCUCAGCUCUCCGAGCUGCAGGAGGACCUGGAGGCGGAGCGAAGUGCCCGGAACAAGGCGGAGAAACAGAAGAGGGAUCUGGGGGAGGAGCUGGAGGCUCUGAAGACAGAGCUGGAGGACACUCUGGACUCCACUGCAGCCCAGCAAGAGCUGAGAACCAAGCGUGAGACGGAGGUCACUCAGCUGAAACGCACGCUGGAGGACGAGGCCAAGAGCCACGAGGCUCAGGUGCAGGAGCUGAGACAGAAACACUCGCAGGCACUGGAGCAACUGGGAGAGCAACUGGAGCAGAGCAAGAGGCUCAAGCUCAACGUGGAGAAGGUGAAGAUGUCUCUGGAGAGCGAGCGGGACGAGCUGGCGGGGGAGCUGAAGCUGCUGCAGCAGGGCAAAGGAGAGUCGGAGAGCCGGCGCAAGAAAGCAGAGACGCUGGUGCAGGAGCUGCAGCUGAAACUGAGCGAGAGCGAGAAGAGCAAGGCUGAGCUCGCGGAGAGAGCAAACAAGAUCCAGGCUGAGCUGGACAAUGUCUCUGGAGUUCUCAGUGAAGUGGAACUCAAGUCCCUCAAGGCAUCAAAAGACUGCUCCACAGUAGAGUCCCAGCUUCAGGACACUCAGCUGCUGCUUCAGGAGGAGACUCGCCAGAAGCUCUCUCUCUCCACUCGCCUCAAGCAGAUGGAGGAUCAACAAAACAGCCUGAGAGAGCAGCUGGAGGAAGAGGAGGAGGCAAAGAGGAGCCUGGAGAAGCAGAACUUAACACUGCAGUCCCAGAUGUCGGAGCUGAAGAAGCGGGUGGAGGAGAGCUCAGGUUCUCUGGAAGCUGUGGAGGACUCCAGGAAGAAGCUCCAGAAGGAGCUGGAGUCGGUACACCAGGCUCUGGAGGAGAAGAGCAGCAGCUUCGACAAGCUGGACAAGACCAAGAACCGGCUGCAGCAGGAGCUGGACGACCUGCUGGUGGACCAGGACCACCUGAGACAGAUAGUCUCCAAUCUGGAGAGGAAGCAGAAGAAGUUCGAUCAGAUGCUGGCAGAGGAGAAGGCGAUCGCAGUGAAGCAUGCGGAGGAGCGGGACCAGGCGGAGGCCGAGGCGAGGGAGAAGGAAACGAAGGCGCUCUCUCUCGCCCGCGCGCUGGAAGGGGCGAACGAGCACGCGGCCGAGCUGGAGAGAGUCAACAAGCAGCUCCGCACAGAGAUGGAGGACCUGGUGGGGGUGAAGGACGACGUGGGAAAGAGUGUCCACGAGCUGGAGAAGGCGAAGCGCGCUCUGGAGCAGCAGGCGGAGGAGAUGAAGACCCAGCUGGAAGAGCUGGAGGAUGAGCUCCAGGCCACCGAGGAUGCCAAGCUGAGGCUGGAGGUGAACAUGCAGGCCCUCAAGAGCCAGUUCGACCGGGACCUGCAGGGACGGGACGAACAGAGCGAGGACAAGAGGAAGCAGCUGCUCAAACAGGUGCGGGAGAUGGAGCUGGAACUGGAGGAUGAGCGAAAGCAGCGCUCGCUGGCCAUGGCCGCGAGAAAGAAGCUGGAGCUGGAUUUCAAGGACCUGGAGGCGCAGAUCGACGCAGCCAACAAGGGUAGAGAGGAGGCCUUGAAACAGCUGAAGAAACAGCAGGCCCAGAUGAAGGAUGUUCUGCGAGAGCUGGAUGACACGCGUGUGUCCCGUGAGGAGAUCCUCACCCAGGCCAAGGAGAACGAGAAGAAGGUCAAAUCCAUGGAGGCAGACAUGAUCCAGAUGCAGGAGGACCUCGCUGCUGCAGAGAGAGGCCGACGCCAAGCCCAGCAAGAGAGAGACGAGCUGGCUGACGAGCUCAGCAACAACGCCUCCAAGGGCUCCCUCGCUGUGGAUGAGAAGAGGAGGCUGGAAGCUCGCAUUGCUCAGCUGGAAGAGGAGUUGGAGGAGGAGCAGGGAAACACAGAGCUGGUCAACGACCGCCUGAGGAGAGCCACGCUGCAGUCUGACCAGUUGACCACAGAGCUGGGAGCGGAGCGCAGCAAUGCUCAGAAGCUGGAGAACGCCCGGCAGCAGCUGGAUCGCCAGGCCAAGGAGCUGCGGCUGAAGCUCACAGAGAUGGAAGGGGCCGUGAAGUCCAAGUACAAGACCGCUAUCGCCGCCCUGGAGGCCAAGAUCGCACAGCUGGAGGAGCAACUGGACCUGGAGACCAGGGAGAGACAGGCUGCCUCGAAGCUGGUUCGUCGCACAGAGAAGAAGCUGAAGGAGGUCGUGCUGCAGGUGGACGACGAGAGACGCAACGCUGAGCAGCUGAAGGACCAGGCGGAGAAGGCGAACGCCCGCACGAAACAACUGAAGAGGCAGCUGGAAGAGGCGGAGGAGGAGGCCCAGCGAGCGAACGCAACGAGGAGGAAGCUGCAGCGCGAGCUGGAGGACGUGAGCGACACGGCAGAGACGAUGAACAGAGAGGUCAGCCUGCUGAAGAGCAAGCUGAGGCGCGGUGAUCUUCCCUUCGCGAUGCGUCGCAUCGCCGGCCGCAAGGGCGCCGACGAUCUCUCCGACGACGAGACCGACGGCAAGACGGAGCCCGCGGGAGACUCCAAACCAGAGUAGAGAGGGGCGCCCACAGCCGCCUGCUGCUGCACCACACUGCCCUCAAGUGGCUGAACGCGGCACAGCACCCUCCUCAUUCUCCAGCUCCACACUGCUUAAAGAAAUAUAUACAUAUUUCAGAUUUUUUUUUUCCAAUCUUUUUUUCAAGGUUUUACGAGCAAUUCGGAGUCCUUUUUUUACUCUCUCCAAAGCGCUUUUGCUUGUGAUGUACAAUCAGAUUAUAAAUCUCUGUGCUGUACGUUCUGUUUUCAUAGCUCCAGCUAUAUGUAAUGACGAUGAUUUUAUAAGAUGAUGAUGAUGGGAAUCGAUUUUUUUUGACCGAGGUGGUUUUGUUUUUUGUGGGUUGUGUGAAGCUGCCGCCAUUGUGGCUCCUCUCCGGCGCUGCAGGGCGGGAGUCGAUCAGGAAGCUUGAGCCAAGAUGGCCGGCGCAGGGAUGCAGUUUCUUAAGCUUGUGUUUCUGUGUUUGUUUUUUCUGAAGUCAUUUCCGUCCCUUUCGGAUUCAGAGAAUCUCAGGAGUCCUGUUGAUGCCACUGUGUGUGUUUAUUAUUAUUAGGCGUGUUUAUUAAACUCGGUUGCCGGUGUUUGAAACAGCAGCCUGUGCUGAUCAGCGUGUAAACAGAAGGGGGCGGCGCUGCCUUCCUGGAGCGCAAUCUGACUCAACAAGAUUAUUUUUUUAAUUUGUUUUUUUGUAGCAGGUAGAAGCUAACAGAAAAAAAUCUAGAAAUGUUCUGGAAUUAUCUGCGAUGGUUCUAGAUUAUGGUCUUUUUCGCUGAAAUAAGUCAAAUGAAAGUGAUCUGAUUUGAAUAAAAAAAAAAUCUCUCUCCUCUCUCUCAUUCCUUUUUGUAUCUAUCAAAUAAAAAACUGGACCAAAAAAUAUAUAUAUUGAAAGAAAUAAAGCUUAAAAAUAUCCCUUGUUCUCUGUUAUUUCACUCUGUGUGUGUGUGUGUGUGUGUGUGUGUGUGGCUCAGAUUUCAACCCGGCUCUCUCUGGAGAGGGAGAGAAAUAAACAGGGGAUCCUGUAACAGACUGUGAGGAAUUAUAAUGGAAGCGGACUGGAUUAAAGUCUCUCCUCCACUCCUCUUGGUAUUCAGAGGGACUUUGAUCUAAGUUGCUUUUAUUCAGUUUAUAUAUUUGCUCUGUGUUUUUUUCUCGAUACAAUACACACCUGAAUAUGCAUAAUCGAUAUUCUGUAAUCGCUUCACUGGUGGGUAACGGGGUCACUGUUUCGUGUUUUAUUACAUUAGUUUCUGUAGUGUGAGAGGCUUAUCAACGCAUGUAUGCUUUGAGUUCGAGAUAUAUAUAUAUAAUCUCAAUGUGUUUUUAAAAUUGCAAAUAUAUAUUUUUUAAAGUGAACUGCCAUUUUUGUCCAGUAGGUGGCGAUGAAAAAAAAAAAAGUUGUUUGGGGAGGCCAAUAAAAAAUAUAUAUUAAAGUGCCUUCAUUGCCGGCGUGUGCAGAAUAAAGUGUGCUGAGAACGCACGAGUCUGUGUUUGAAUCCAAUUUGUUACAAAUAAAGCUUAUAAACACAGAAAAAAAAAACCUUUGUCCUCUUAACUCUCAAACUGUCCAAUGUCUGAUUGUGAUUAUGAAACUAAUAAUAAUAGAAAUACAAUUCUCACCUAUUUACGUCACAACUUCCAUUUGUGUUAUCUCCAAUUAUACACACACACACACACUUUUUUGAAAACACGAAAAAAAUGACCUGACGCAAUAACGUUGUUAUAUUCGCACGGCUGUAGCGGCGCUUUUCCCCCGGCAGGUGUCACGCAUUGCCUCGCAAUCCAGAUCAGUCCUCCCUCCUCCUCCUCCUCCCCCUGCCCUCAGUUCCUCCCUCUCUCCCCGCAUGACUUACAAUGCUGUCCGAGGCAGACUGAACCGGUUUCAGCAGCCGAUACAGGGUUAUGAAACGCUUAUAAAAACAAGCCGGCCGCCAAAUGCGCAACGGAGCCUUCCGCCGAUAUCCGUGCCGGCUUAGCGCAGCGCGAACACGGGACUGAAGCGCACGACUCGCCUCUAUCGGGCAAGCGGAGCCCGGCUUGCUGCUGCACCGGAAUUAACGGGAGAAGCUUGAUUCAGACGCUGCAUCGCCACAAAUAAAAAUAAUAAAUAAUAAUAAUAAAACACCGCCGCCGCCUGACUUUGCGAAGGGAAACGCAGCGCGGAACUGCCUGAAUCCUGCCUCACUGUAGCGGGACCAGAAGGGUUUCAUUUGUGUUUAUUCGUUUCUGACUUAGAAGCGGCGGAAUAUAAAUUGUGUAUAUUUAUUAAAACCCUUUUAAUCGUGAAAUUAAAAACAGGAGGUGACGACAGCUCGAGCAGAGUAAGUAUUUGUUUGUUUGUGCCGACUUUAAUGGACAGCAGAAAAAUAACCGCUGAACUUGUUUUAACGUGCAGAAACAAUAAAAAGAAGAAGAAUAUCAAUUAUUUUUGUUAAUUUUUUAAUGUGUAUAAGUUUUUGAAUUAAAGUAAUAUUAAUAAUCCUCGUUGUUAAGCCGCCUCGUUCCUGUUCUAGCGCCGUGCUGACCUGUCGCUUCAGUCUCUAGUUUUUAGAGAACACGGUGUCUCU